UCCUAGCUCAUCUCGAUCUUCUUCUUCUUCUAGGAGUCAUGCAUCAGCUUUUCUUGUUUGGCCAGCUUGUUCUUGAUUUAUUGGAUUGCUUAUUUGUUCUUCAACUGCGCAUAGAUAGGUGCGCAUGCUUCGACUCGCUGACGAUCUGUUGCACUGUUGCAUGCCGAUCUGUCCGGGCACCUGAGUCUGAUCCCGGCCUCUAACCUGUGAUUGAUUGAUUGAUUGCUUGGCUUUUCUUCAGCUUACCUGGCUACUACACGAAACCACUUGCAGAAGCAGCUUGAUUCAGCAGCUUCAGUUGCCUUAAUCUUGCUUCUUUUCAUCGUCUUCCUCGUUCUUCUCGAUUUAUAUAUCUUCCAUGCACAAACAUAGCAUUUCUUGAUUUGCUGGUUGAUUUCUCGUUCCUGAUUUGUUCACGCAGUCAGCAGGGAUAGGAAGGAUUAAUGGAUCGACAUAUGGAGGACUCGAGCACCUUCCUCCAGUGGGCAAUGAAUCAGCUGCACCAUCAACACCCCUCUGCCGCCGCCGCAGCUCCUGCAUACCAGGACGGCGCUGGUGCCGGCAGCAGCGGCGGCGCCGGAGAUCGGGAAGCUAUCUUCCCGUCGCUCCAUGCGCUCCGCAGCGGAGCCUGCCAGACCCAGUCCCACUCCCAGCCCGUGGCCGCCAGCGUCCGAGUCCGCGAUCUGACCGUGCAGGUGGACCACUUGACCAACAGCUCUAGCUCCGGCGACAGCCCGGGCGCAGGCGGCGCUGCCAUGGACCACGACGCGGCCGCCGGGUGGUCCCCCCACACCGCCCGCUCCAGGACCACCGGCCUAGGCGGCGGCAGCAACAGCAGGCCCGUGAGCUGGAACUUCAGCGCCGCGUCGGCGCAGCCAACGUGCGAGAGCGGCGGCGUCGGCGUCGUCGCGCUGCCGGACGCCGCGAUGGCCCCGAGGGUGCAACUCGCAUCUGCGGGGAGGAGAGGGGGCAGCAACGCGGGGCCCGCUGCCGCUACGGCGGCGGCAUCGUCGUCGCCGGGGCCUGUGCAGGACCACAUCAUCGCGGAGCGGCGGCGGAGGGAGAAGAUCAACCAGCGGUUCAUCGAGCUCUCCACCGUCAUCCCCGGGCUCAAGAAGAUGGACAAGGCAACCAUUCUUGGGGACGCGGUGAAGUACGUGAGGGAGCUGCAGGAGAAGGUCAAGACCCUCGAGGAGGACGGCGCCCACAGCGCCGGCGGCAGCAGCAUCCAGUCGGCGGUGCUCGUGAAGAAGCAGUGCCACCUGCCCGACGACGAGGCCAUGGCGAGCAGCAAUGGCGCCGCCGCCGGCGGUGUACAGCUGCCGGAGAUCGAGGCACGGCUGUCGGAGAAGAGCGUGCUGCUGCGGAUCCACUGCUACAACGCGAGGGGGCUGCUGGUGAGGGUGAUAUCGGAGGUGGAGCAGAUGCACCUCUCCAUCACCCACACCAACGUCAUGCCAUUCCCCGCCUCCACCGCCAUCAUCACCAUCACAGCCAAGGUGGAGGAGGGGUUCACUGCCACGGUAGAUGAGAUUGUGAGAAGUAUUAACUCCGUGCUGCACCAACAUUACAGCAGCAGUUCUGAAGAAACAAGAGGAUAGAAAAGAAGACUACUGCUAGCGCUAGCUUAUUUGCUGGGAAAAGUUAAAAAAAAACUAAGAAGAGGAUCACUGCAGCCAUGCUUCCCUCCGUCCUUGUGGUGAAGGAUAUCUAAUAAUUGAGCACGCAAGACUCUUCAUCUGGUGGCAUAAAAAACUGAGAUGAUCAGACAUAAACUCAUGGUAAGGAAUAAUUCUGGUCAUGCAACACAUCACAUUCAGCAGGUAAAUUAUGACCAAAAGAUGGCAUGCAUCAGCUUGUUGAUCGAUGACGAGGAUUUCUCAACCACAAGUUGCAAGUUUUGGUCGAGUCGUACUUGCAUGCAGUUGCUCAAUCAAAAUCACUGAUGAGAGAAUCAAAAUGACCUUUUGCUUCAUGUCAAAUGAGACACAUGUUUGUUUAAUAUUGCUUUUGCAAGUUGCACUGUUUGCAUCAAUCCCGACCCUUUCAUACAUGCACUCGCUUGGUACCAAGAAUAAUAUUUCUUGAAAAUACUACAUGAUUAGAUUAGAAUAAGGCUAAACAAAUCCGAUAUGAUAUCGGCCUGAUCUUGUCAAAUAAUUGCGUCGCUUAUUUUGAAAUAUAUAUAUAUAUAUAUAUCUUAAUUUGUUAGUAUACGAGUGCAAUAUAAUCUGGUAUGCAAUCUUCUCUGACUCAUGCAUGAGUCAUGCAUCCAAAAAGCUAAGAAAAUAUACUUCUAUCGUAUAAAGGUCUGAUCCUCACUAAAAGAAAAUAUUAUAAAGGUAUAUGCAUGGUUCAGUACGGUGUUAGUUAGGCGCUCUUUAAUUAUGUAGCAUUUGUUUGAGAGAUAUCGCGUGAUCUGUACAGCACGUACUGAAGAUACGGAAGCUCCGGUCAGAGAAUUAAAGAUCUCUCGAUGGAAUUGUUUUUUGUGGUGAGAUACAGGGAAAGCUGUUGAGAUAUGCUGUGUAAAGUUGGCACAGUGCUGUUUGCAUAAAAUGCAACAUGUCUUUGGUUGGUAUAACAAGCCAAGAUCGAAGAUAGGAUCAUCGAUCAGGUACUGCAAUUGUAUUAUUAUAUUCUGCAGUUGUUGCAUACCAAUACCAUAUCAUGUCAUGAAUCAUGUGUAUCUGUAGACAUAAAUAUACGAGAUCUGGUUCUAAUCCCCCAUCAAGGAAUAAAGCAUGAUGAUUUAUUAGCAACCUUAACGAUGAUUUCGAGAGAUCUGUUGCAAACCUAUUGGAUUAUUUUUUUCGCUGAGGAAGCAUCUUGGUGAUGAACACUGCACAGCAGCUUCCUUCUACUGGGGACCCGGCCGUCUGGUCAUUGCCAGACAAGAAAUACUCUAAUGAGUAAUAAGGGUACAGUACCAAACUGGAGGGACAUGGACUAAAAAAUUCUGAGUUGGGAUCAGUUGGCAGAUCAUCAGCAUAUCUCAAGCAACUUUAGCUUUCAACUUUUUUGAUCUUCUGAAAUAAGAAAUUAUAUAUUGUUUUGGUAUAAACUAAUUUCUGUUUA
This is a messenger RNA of Panicum hallii, 3078 nucleotides long. RefSeq names its product transcription factor bHLH25-like. Gene Ontology annotation, molecular function: protein dimerization activity. The transcript has 3 exons. The record is from RefSeq and is a predicted model, not a curated record. Lineage: Eukaryota; Viridiplantae; Streptophyta; Magnoliopsida; Poales; Poaceae. Bases 444 to 1601 code for a protein of 385 amino acids.